CGUUAGGAACAUGGAGGAGGAGCUGAAAUUAUUUUUCGAAGAGUGUCGGAAGCAAGAAUUUACCGAAAGGGAAAUUUUGACUAUAUGUCAGCCUUUAAUGUGGAGAAUACGACUAGCCAAGAUAAUAAAAUUGUGUUUUAUUUUACUUCCUCUGGUGGUUUUAUACCUUCUUUGGUUAUAUAGCGACACCUUUGCCUGGUGGUUGAGUGCUGUGGGUCGUUUGUUACUCAUUCAGUUUCUUCCACUCUGGGAUUGGACACCAUACUAUAAUGCAAAGUGCUUGAUUCCGAGAGAUCAGAAUGUCCAGGAGCAGACACCUCCUCUAGGUAAAGAUGAAACCCUGUGGCAGAAUUGUGCCCUUUGUGAAAAUUUGGAGGGAAUAGCCACUACUUCGAAUGUUAGCUACUCCAUUUUGGAAUCGGAAUACCUAGAACGUGGACUACCUGUCAUUAUAACCGAUACUGGAUUGAAAACAAACGCCAUUGAUCUUCUAGAAGUCAUAGAGAAGAAGUCACCACAGUGGUUAGCAAGUGAACCAUGUGAUGUUUCCAGCAAUCUCCUGCUAAGAAAACUGUUCAACCUGGAGGCAGCUUUGGACAAAAUUCACUGGACAAGUCACUGGCACCUUCAGCUAAGAAACUGUCAAAAGAAGGCCAUAAAAUCCUCUCGACUGUUCCUAGAUCGUCCCUACUACUAUCCCCUCCACCUGGCUCCAUAUUAUUCCAGCUGGUUACUGACAGUCCAUCAGCAAAAGAGAAAUCAGGCAGAGAUAUACGUUCGAGGCUUGAUUCUCAUUCAGCAAUUAGGUGGACACUUCGAAGUGGUUCUCCAUCCGAAAAAUCCCUGUAAUAAAGGAUUAUGUCCAAGCCUACGAAUGCGCCUUAAUGCAGGAGAAGGGUUGAUCUUCACCACGGAUAUUUGGAGCCUUAGUUAUGGCCUAGAGAAACCCCACUCGAAGCAGACAUCUCUGGCUAGUAUCUUUGAGAUAGACUGGCAAUAAUGAUCAUUU
Drosophila eugracilis is the source of this 1009-nucleotide messenger RNA. RefSeq lists its product as uncharacterized. Lineage: Eukaryota; Metazoa; Arthropoda; Insecta; Diptera; Drosophilidae. The transcript has 2 exons. The record is from RefSeq and is a predicted model, not a curated record. The coding region runs from base 11 to 1000 and encodes 329 amino acids.